Molecule: messenger RNA, 7176 nt
Organism: Musa acuminata AAA Group (dessert banana)
Lineage: Eukaryota; Viridiplantae; Streptophyta; Magnoliopsida; Zingiberales; Musaceae
Product: protein SUBSTANDARD STARCH GRAIN 4, chloroplastic
Exons: 24
Coding region: 278-6904 (2208 amino acids)
Biological process (GO): protein secretion
Cellular component (GO): plasma membrane
Source: RefSeq, a predicted model, not a curated record
CUGGUAAACGCAAUCCUCCGCCCAAACCCUUUUUGGCCGUUCUCCGGAGAGACUCUCGAUUCGUGUCUGUCGACCCUCGGUGGCCUCGCGAUUCUUCGACCCCGUAGCUUCGACUCUCCUCGCGUAGAUUCUUGCCCUUCCUCAUGUGUGAUUGAGGCGAUCAGCGGAAUGUUGGGCGAAUUGUUGGCUUUUUGAGGCAAUAGGGGGACUGAGAUUGAGAUCUUGGUCCCCUGCGCAUGUGUAGAAGUUUGGGGAUUCUGUUGAUUCAAGGGCCAAGAUGAGCCUGGAUCACUUCCGUAGUUCGUUGCUCGGAUCGCCGCUCCGGACGUCUUUGGUCAAUAGAAAUGGCAGCUCAGUCGAUCGCUUGAUCAAUGCAGAACCGAACUUUAGGGCCUUGUUUAGUAAGGUCAGUGCAGGGAAUCGGCGAAAAGGGCGUAGGCGGGUUGAUUGUUUGCGAUUCGGAGGUGAAGACCCCAGUUUUUAUUUGAGGAAAUUUGGGUUUCUUAGUGAUGGGUUCAAAGUGAGUUGCGCGCGCGAGUCAUUUCCCAGGACCACUGCUUGGAUUACAUCUCUUAAUUCUCUUUGGAAAGAGGGGCUGUUCUUGAUCAGAUGCUCUGUGUUUGUCUCGGUGAUUUCGGUGGCAGGAAUGUUGGUAUGGUAUGCACAGCGUAAGGCCACAAGCUUUGUGGAGGCCCAGCUUCUUCCAUCUGCUUGCUCGAUACUUAGUGAGCAUCUGCAAAGAGAACUUGAUUUUGGUAAGGUUCGAAGUGUUUCGCCUCUGGGCAUCACUUUGUAUUCGUGUUCAAUUGGACCUCACCGUGAGGAGUUUUCUUGUGGUGAGGUACCAACGCUGAAACUCCGACUUCGCCCUUUUACAAGUCUUAGGAGAGGGAAGAUUGUUAUAGAUGCUGUUUUAUCCCGACCUUGCCUUUUAGUUGCACAGAAGGAGGAUUUUUCCUGGCUGGGGAUUCCAUCGCCAUCUGAGAAUGGUCUGAAUAAGCAUCACUCAUCUGAAGAAGGCAUAGACUAUCGAACAAAAACUAGAAGGCUUGCUAGAGAAGAAUCUGCAGCAUCCUGGGCCAGGCAAAGGGUUAAAGCUGCUAGGGAAGCUGCGGAGAUGGGUUAUGUUGUUCCUGAGGAACACUCGUCAUUGUUUAGGGAUGAAACCUUGAAUGAUAAUCUCCAUCUUUCUGUUCAGCCUGGUAGACCUAGCUCGUUCUUUUGUAUCGAUGACCAUAUGCAUUUGAAGGAUCAUCAUUGCAUGGAUAAUAGUGGUAUGCAUGGUCUGGAGCACACAGAAGUACAGAAACUCUUUGGUGCAAGAACUGGUGGCCUGGGAACAAACUUCUGGUCCAGAAUAAAGUCGCCCUUUUCUAGGCACAGGUUCAAAAGGAAUGCUAAAAGGAAAGUUGUUUCAGAACGUAAUUUUACUUCCAAACAAAGAAACCUCAAGCGCAGUGCAGUUGCUGCCACUGCAUAUUUCAGAGGUCUGGAUAGUGGAAAGUUCAGCGAGCCAUAUUCCGAGCAGGGUUCAAAUUCAUCUGAUGGAGGUCAUGAAGAUACUGGAUCUGAGAUAUUAACCACGAAGGACAAAGCAGGCAGUGAUGCUGAAAUUACACGAAGCAAUGGGAUUGAUAAAACAAGGUCGGAUAGUCUUAUUGAGUUGGUUGACUUAGAUAAUCAAGAAUUUAAAUCUCAGACAUCCAUUGAAGCUGCUGAUAAUAUCUCAAUUACUCAGGGAAGUACUGACAUGGAAACAGACAAUGGCAAACUCACAGAUGGAGAUAUGGAAAAACAGCAUCUGGCAGACAAUCAUCAUAGCUGCUUGCAAAUCGAUGGUCAUGCUAUUGCUCUGGACAAUGGAGAUUUGGAAAAACAUCAUUUUGAGAGUCACCAUGAUGAUGGAGUUGGUUUUGACAAAUCGAAGGAUACUGUGGGCCAAAGUUAUGAGAAGUCUGAAGACAGUGGAGAUCUUAAUUGCCAAGGCUUCAUUCAAAAAAUGUUUGGAAUGUGUACACAGAUGCACCAAUCAAAGGCGUUUUAUCCCUUCCACUUGUAUGAAAUUAUAGACAAGAUUGUUGUUAAUGAAGUUUUUUCUGAGUAUCUUGCUGGUUAUAUUCGAAAACUGAAAUCAUACUUCAGUAUAAGUGCGGAAGAUCUUUCUGCUGAAUUUGUGGAAGGUGUAACUGAGACUAGUUCCAAAGGCAUCAGGAAAGUUCUUCCAAUUACACUGGACUCUGUUCAUUUUUCUGGAGGAACACUAAUGCUGUUGGGAUAUGGUGACAAGGAGCCAAGGGAAAUGGUUGAAGUGAAUGGACACGUCAGACUUGAGAAUCAUUAUAGUCGAGUACAUGUGCAGCUGACUGGAAAUUGUAUGGAAUGGAGACAAGAUCAUACUUCUCAAGGUGGGGGGCGGCUAUCUGCAGACGUUUCUGUAAAUAUUCCUGAGCAAAAAUGGCAUGCAAAUUUGAAGAUUAUAAACCUCUUUGCUCCGCUGUUUGAGGGAAUUCUGGAAAUUCCAGUCACAUGGUUGAAAGGCAGAGCUACUGGUGAGAUUCAUAUUUGCAUGUCCAGAGGGGAUAAUUUUCCAAACAUCCAUGGCCAGCUUGAUGUGAAUGGGCUGUCUUUCCAUAUACUAGAAGCCCCUUCCAUGUUUUCAGAGCUGACAGCAAGUUUGUGUUUUCGUGGCCAAAGGAUAUUUUUGCACAAUGCAAGUGGCUGGUUUGGUGAUGCUCCUCUAGAAGCUUCUGGUGAUUUUGGUGUAAACCCUGAUGAUGGAGAGUUUCAUCUCAUGUGUCAGGUUCCAUGUGUUGAAGUGAACGCGCUUAUGAAAACUUUGAAAAUCAGACCGUUGUUAUUCCCGUUGGCUGGAUCUGUUACGGCUGUAUUCAACUGUCAAGGUCCAUUGGUUGCUCCUAUUUUUGUUGGAAGUGGAAUUAUAUCAAGGAAGACUUCUCAGACAGUGUCUAGUUUUCUUCCAUCUUCUGCAUCUGAAGCAGUAAUAGAAAAUAAAGAGGCUGGUGCAGUGGCAGCAUUUGAUCGCAUUCCGUUCUCACAUGUAUCGGCCAAUUUCACCUUCAACCUUGAUAAUGGUGUUGUUGAUUUGUAUGGCAUCAGGGCUUGCCUUUUAGAUGGUGGGGAAAUCAGAGGAGCUGGCAGUGCCUGGGUUUGUCCAGAGGGGGAAGUAGAUGACACAGCCAUGGAUAUAAAUUUGUCUGGAAACUUUGUACUUGAUAAAGUUCUGCAUCGAUAUGUACCCAAAGGUGUUCAGCUGAUGCCACUCAGAAUUGGGGAGCUUAAUGGAGAGACCAGAUUAUCUGGUUCUUUGUUGAGACCGAGAUUUGAUAUAAAGUGGGCUGCACCAAAAGCUGAAGAUUCAUUUGGUGAUGCACGCGGGGACAUCAUUAUAACUCAUGACAAUAUUACAGUCACUUCAUCAUCAAUUGCAUUUGAUUUGUAUACUAAAGUUCAAACAUCGUAUCUUGCCGACCACUCUCUACGCAAUGAAACAGCAAAUAAUAGGAGAGUGAUGCCUCUGAUUGUUGAGGGAGUCGACUUAAAUUUACGUUUGCGGGACUUUGAACUUGCCAAUUUUAUUUUUUCCAGUACUUUUGAUUCACCUAGAACUUUGCACUUGAAAGCAACAGGGAAAUUCAAAUUUCAAGGAAAGGUCGUCAAAACCUCCGAAGGCAUUGAUGAUGAUAUAAUUGACUGCAAAGGAAAUGGUUCAGAGCAGCAAAUUGUUGACGGUGACAUUCCAAGUCUUGUUGGUGAUGUUUCUUUUUCAGGAAUUAGUCUUAACCAACUUAUGUUAGCACCUCAAUUAACAGGUUCUCUUUGUAUUUCACACGGUGCAGUUAAGUUAAGUGCUGCUGGGAGGCCCGAUGAGAGUUUGUCGAUUGAAGUGAUUGGACCUUUUUGGUUUAGUACUGAUGAGGUCAUGCAGAAUAGAAAAUUAUUAUCUGUUUCUCUUCAUAAGGGGCAACUAAAAGCUAAUAUCUUUUAUCAACCUCAUACUUCAACUAAUCUAGAGGUGCGGAAUUUACCACUUGAUGAAUUGGAAUUGGCAUCUCUCCGAGGAACAGUUCAAAAGGCAGAACUCCAGCUUAAUUUUCAAAAAAGAAGGGGCCAUGGUGUUUUAUCAGUUCUUCGCCCAAAAUUUAGCGGUGUGCUUGGUCAAGCACUUGAUGUGGCUGCUCGAUGGAGUGGUGAUGUUAUUACUGUUGAAAAAACUGUUCUUGAGCAAGCUAGUAGCAGAUAUGAACUCCAGGGUGAGUAUGUGUUGCCUGGAGCACGUGAUAGGUAUCCUGGUAACAAAGAGCAGGAUGGCCUAUUUAAAAAGGCUAUGUCUGGGCAUCUUGGUACCGUAAUUUCUUCAAUGGGAAGAUGGCGAAUGAGAUUGGAAGUUCCUGGUGCCGAAGUUGCUGAGAUGCUUCCCUUAGCAAGGCUACUCUCUCGAAGUACUGAUCCUGCUGUGCAGUCAAGGUCUAAGGAACUUUUUAUGCAAAGUUUGCAGUCUGCUGGGUUUUGUGCUGAAAGCCUUCAUGACCAGCUGAAGGGGUUACAAAGCUUUUUCAAUUGGUCUGAUGAUGACAGUAUUUUUGAAGACAUUACUCUUCCUGGUUUAGCUGAACUUAGAGGUCAUUGGAAUGGUUCUCUUGAUGCUAGUGGAGGUGGCAAUGGAGAUACUAUGGCAGAUUUUGAUUUCCAUGGAGAGGAUUGGGAGUGGGGGAACUAUAAAACUCAGCGUAUCUUGGCAGCUGGUGCAUAUAGCAAUCAUGAUGGAUUGCGAUUGGAAAAAUUAUUUAUCCAGAAAGAUGAUGCAACCCUCCAUGCUGAUGGAACUCUACUUGGACCAGUAACAAAUCUUCAUUUUGCUGUGCUUAAUUUCCCUGUUGGCCUUGUCCCCACUGUAGUUCAGAUUAUUGAAUCUUCUACCUCAAGUUCAAUACAUUCUCUUCGUCAAUGGUUGACACCAAUAAAAGGUAUUUUGCACAUGGAAGGAGACCUUAAAGGAAGCCUUGCAAAGCCUGAGUGUGAUGUUCAAAUAAGGCUUUUAGAUGGCACUAUAGGGGGUAUUGAUCUUGGACGGGCUGAAAUUGUUGCUUCAAUCACCUCAACCAGUCGAUUUCUCUUCAAUGCUAAUUUUGAACCUGUCAAUCAGAGUGGUCAUGUACAUAUUCAAGGAAGUGUUCCUGUGACUUACGUCCAAAAUGAAUCAGAAGAAGAAAUUGAGAAAGACAUGGUUGCUGCAGGGGGAGUGAUUCGAAUUCCUGUUUGGAUUAAGGAAUCUGAAAGAGGGUCUUCUGAAGACAUUAAUGAAAAGAAAAUUAACAGAGAUAAGAUUGAAGAAGGAUGGGAUUUACAGUUAGCAGAAAGUCUAAAGGUUUUAAACUGGAACAUGUUGGACACUGGUGAAGUACGCAUAAAUGCAGACAUAAAAGAUGGUGGUAUGACGCUAAUAACAGCCUUGUGUCCUUAUGCCACUUGGCUCCAUGGCUAUGCAGAUAUUAUGCUUCAAGUUAGGGGAACUGUUGAGCAGCCAAUUGUUGAUGGCUCUGCAUCAUUUCAUCGGGCAUCUGUUUUUUCUCCAGUCCUCAGAAAGCCACUUACAAAUUUUGGAGGUACUGUUCAUGUCGUGUCAAAUAGAUUGAGCAUCACAUCAAUUGAAAGCAGAGUGAGCAGGAAGGGAAAGCUAUUGCUGAAAGGAAACUUGCCUCUUAGAUCUAGUGAAUCAUCUAUCAAUGAUAAAAUUGAUUUGAAAUGUGAAGUUCUAGAAGUGCGAGCCAAAAACAUUUUCAGUGGCCAAGUUGACAGUCAAAUGCAGAUCAUGGGCUCUAUAUUGCAGCCAAAUAUUUCUGGAAUGAUACAAUUGAGUCGUGGGGAAGCAUAUUUACCUCAUGAUAAAGGAAAUGGGGCUGGUUCUAAUAAAUUGAUAUCAGGUCGUUCUAGUUUUCCGGCUGUUGAUUACAAUCGAAUGACAACUUCAGCGCAAGUUUCACGGUUUUUUGGUUCCUUUCCUACGUUACGCAAUAAAUGGCCUCAGUCUGCAGUUAAGGAACCUGUGGUGGAGAAGAAAAUGGAGGAAGCAAUCAUUAAAUCUGGUGUCGAUGUUCGACUUACUGACUUGAAGCUAAUAUUGGGACCAGAAUUAAGGAUAGUGUAUCCUCUAAUUCUCAACUUCGCUGUAAGCGGUGAACUUGAGUUGAAUGGUAUGGCUCAUCCCAAAUGUAUCCGUCCCAAAGGGAUUUUAACAUUUGAAAAUGGAGAAGUCAACUUGGUUGCCACCCAGGCCAGGCUUAAACGUGACCAUCUAAAUAUUGCCAAAUUUGAACCUGAUCUUGGUUUAGAUCCAACACUAGAUUUAGCUUUAGUGGGAUCUGAUUGGCAAUUAAGGAUUCAGAGCCGGGCCAGUUCUUGGCAGGACAAUUUGAUCGUAACCACAACACGCUCUGUGGAUCAAGAUGCUCUGACGCCUACUGAGGCUGCUAAGGUUUUCGAGAGUCAAUUAGCAGAGUCUUUGCUGGAAGGUGAUGGCCAGCUAGCCUUCAAGAAACUUGCAACUGCAACACUUGAGACGUUGAUGCCCCGAAUAGAAGGCAAGGGUGAGUUUGGACAGGCACGAUGGCGGCUUGUUUAUGCUCCCCAAAUUCCAAGUCUGCUAUCUUUGGAUCCUACAGUUGAUCCACUCAAGUCUCUUGCCAAUAAUAUUUCUUUCGGUACUGAAGUGGAAGUUCAACUUGGGAAAAGACUUCAGGCCUCAGUUGUGAGACAGAUGAAGGACUCAGAAAUGGCAAUGCAGUGGACGUUAAUCUAUAAGCUGACAAGUCGUCUUCGAAUUCUCUUUCAAUCUACACCAUCCAACCGUCUCCUUUUUGAAUACUCUGCGACAUCUCAAGACUAGUUUGCAUGGGUUGCACAGCCGGCUAACCCUACGUGACCAAAUCCACAGCAUUUGAUGGUUGAGAAAAGGACUCUAAAGUUUCAUCAGAAUGUUCAUGCUGAAGCUUUUGCAGCAGUUAUAUUUAUUCCUUGUAUAUAUUUAGUGGAUGUGGUAUUCUUUUGCCUACAAAUUAGUAGGUCUGCUUAUAUGUUUGAGACUGCUUCUAAUUGUUGUACAGGCUGAUUAGAUAUCAAAGAAAGGAAGGAAAUAGAAAAAGUAAAAUAUUUUUCCAA